GCAACAGGAUGACAUGCGGGCAACUCCUAGGCUAUUGAACCAAGAAUCCCGCCAUCCCCAGAGCUGCAACAGUUACCCAUUUUGGCUAUAAUAAAUAUGCUUCAUUGAUGCCCCAACCCUUUUUAAGAGGAGUAAUUUGAAUUUCCUGAUGUCAGCUGGCGAUAUCCAUUCCUAUCAAAUGAGAAGCAGUAUUUUAAGUGUGGAAAGAGUCACCGCUAAAGAGGCUCUUGGAAGGGAAAAAUACUUUACAACUUCGCCCACCGGUGUGUUACAUAAAUAAAGAAGUCUUUUCUGGAGGAAAGAUGCCGGGGAGAAGGAAGCGCUGCAGGAACUUGGCGAAGCAAGCUGAGCUGCCUAUGGAAGGGAGCAGUUGAGGGCGGGAAAGGAUCUAUUUGGCAGAGAUUUCAGUCCUAAGAGGAUGCCUUGUGAAGAAUCUCCGGAGUAGUCUCUUUGCGCAUUCAACUUCGCGUUGCAACAAGCUACUGGCCAUAGCGCAAAUAUGCUGGACAGCUCCCUCCGCUCUCCGCCACUUGGUAGCUGGAGCGCGCUAAGUACCACGGCGGCAGUUCAGCACUAGGUUACCUUGGACAGCUCCCGCCGGCCUUCCAGAUACACCCCGCCUCCUUGCCACUGUAUCGCUCGAGUUUAGGAAAAGGAUCUGAUCUGAGUGCAUUCACAGCCGCGCAGCAGCACUACAAGAGUGGAAGCUGGGAAGCGAAGCCCCAAGGAAUAUUCCCGUUUCUGGCUUCUUACUCGAGGGCUUACUUUAGGAGGCAUGGAUCUGAGAAGGAGCGAGAUCUUUUCACCCAGUCUGGGACUCCGGCUGCUGCUGCUCUUUUUCUAUGCACUAGCCGGCAGCGUGGCCGAACAAGAAGCGGAAAACCUCUCAGGUCUAUCUCCUAACCCCGAAAAAGCCAUUUUUGUAGUUCGUGAAAAUGGAACCACCUGUCUCAUGGCAGAAUUUGCUGCUAAAUUCAUCGUCCCUUAUGAUGUGUGGGCCAGCAAUUAUGUGGAUCUGAUCACGGAACAAGCCUAUAUCCCGCUUUCUCGGGGAGCAGAAGAACAAGGGAAAUGCGGCAGCAACGAAUCUGAGCUCCACAUUUCGUGGAUGGACAAAGCUUACACCCUCCGACUUUACUUCGUCAAGGAGGGCCGCAACACCAGUCAGGGGCCAGAGGCUUGGUGGAAGAUGAACAAAAUCCAGUUCGUGUACGAUAGCUCGGAGCGCACCUACUUCAAAGAUGCCGUCAACCCUGGGAAGCACACAUCCACCACACGUCAUCUUUCAGCCUUAGUCACCCCAGCUGGGAAGUCCUAUGAAUGCCAAGCUCAACAGACAAUCAGCCUGAUCACCACUGAUCAUCAAAAAUAUGUCGUUCUCUUGCUGUCUGAGGUCCGCCUUCAGCCUUUUGACAUCAGCUCUGAUUUUGUCUUCAGUGAAGAACAUAAAUGUCCUGUGGACCAAAGGGAACAACUAGAAGAAACUCUCCCUCUUGUUCUGGGCUUGAUCUUGGGACUGGUGAUUGUGAUAACCCUUGGCGUUUACCACAUCCAUCUCAAAAUGACCGCUAAUCAAGUCCAAAUUCCACGUGACAGAUCUGAAUAUAAACAUAUGGGAUAGCGGGCAAAGUACCGCUCGGGUGGUGAAGCAAAAGCACUUUUUUCUAGAGAUCAGGAGCCCACACACUCUGAAACUGUCUAUUGAAUAAUGACCAAAUGAAGAGAGAAUGGGGAGGGCGGGGGGAACAGCCAUUCCACAAAAAUCAACGCUUAGAGCAGAGGGUAGCGUUUUCUCCACCGGAGAGCCAUCAGCACUUUCCCCUACUCCCUUCCCAUUCAUGUGUUGAGGCAGAUGGUUGGGAUGAAGAUAGGUUUUUUGCCCUGAGGACUGAUAUUAAUUAUUAUUAUUUCUUGUUUACACAGUCAGGCAGGUGUUAUUGACUGGUUUGUUUUAUCCAGACAUCGAGUCCUUCCCAGGGAUGAUGAUGAUGAUGAUGAUGAUGAUGAUGAUGAUUAUACAUGAAGUUCCUACAAUGCAAUCCUAUGCAGGUUUAUUCUGAAGUACAUCCCAUGGUGUUCAGUGGGGUUUGCUUCCUGGUAGGAGUGAAUAGGAUUGCAGCCCUACUCUUGUGUUUAUAAAGCACGGAGAAUUCUUACAGGAACAAAGGAAUGGUCGGUGCCAGGAAUCUAGGAAUCCAACAUUCCCCUAGGAAUAAUGCCAUUUUGAGGAGUCUCAGUCAGGCCCUGAUGUUAUGCCAGACCUGCUCAACUUAGCCCCGCCCCCCCAGCUGCUUUUGGACUACAACUCCCAUCAUCCCCAGCCCCAGUGGCCAACAGCCAGGGAUUAUGGGAGAUGUCGGCCAACAUCUUCAGAAGGGACGAAGUUGAGCAGGCCUGUCCAUCACAGACCCACCCUUCAGCUCAUCUCAGUUUAAACCUGUUUCGAUCACAUGAAAAAUAAGAUGCUAUGGAUUUUAGCUUGAGGAAAAUUUGUUUUUGCUUAUUGGGAAUGUAUUAGCACCAGAACAACUUUAUGGUUGUUGCCGCACAAACCAUAGAAGUGUCAUGCUGUUGUAAGCCAAUUGAGAAAUGCUUCUGGGCUGGGCACCUUGCAUGUAAUGUGAUUGAAAAAUGCCUACUGCUACAUGAUGAAGUCAUAAGACAACAAACAACUACAGCAACAAGAUGUUCAUCUUACUAUGCAGAUAUCUUCAGGUGUUAUAAAUAUAUAUGUGUAAAUAUAUGUAUGCACAACCCAAAUAAAUCCUAAAUUAUAUUGAUUAA
Molecule: messenger RNA, 2784 nt
Organism: Hemicordylus capensis (graceful crag lizard)
Lineage: Eukaryota; Metazoa; Chordata; Lepidosauria; Squamata; Cordylidae
Gene: LAMP5
Product: lysosomal associated membrane protein family member 5
Exons: 6
Coding region: 776-1621 (281 amino acids)
Cellular component (GO): membrane
Source: RefSeq, a predicted model, not a curated record